Lobosporangium transversale is the source of this 1011-nucleotide messenger RNA. RefSeq lists its product as hypothetical. Lineage: Eukaryota; Fungi; Mortierellomycota; Mortierellomycetes; Mortierellales; Mortierellaceae. The transcript is spliced from 6 exons. The coding region runs from base 1 to 1011 and encodes 336 amino acids. Gene Ontology annotation, molecular function: protein binding. The record is from RefSeq and is a predicted model, not a curated record.
AUGCUUCCUGCUAGCUGUGCAGAUCCAUUCAUGGAAUACGUAUGUUCUACCUCUUUUCCAAGAGUAGAAGCAACCAAUGUUCCCAGCAACUUCAAUGUCAGAUUUGCAUGCAAGUCAACGUGCCAGGCAGCUGUAACUGGAUGUUCAGGAUUGCUGACAGCUGCUGGCAAAGCUGACCAAGUUCCCAAUUGCGAUGUACCCAUUCCAGGAACAACACAGUUUUUGCCUCAAGGAGUUUUCUUCCAACCUGAUGGCGAAUGCAACGUAGUUAAACCACUGAACGGCGGCAAUCCACCAGGAGGUGGAACAGGAGGUGGCAAUAACCACAAUAACCAAACUAUGACUUGUGUAGCGCCCUUUAUUGCUGAUACAAUGGAAGGGCCUGGCGGGACCACGACCAACGAACAAUACUGUAAGAUGGGAUGCUGUCUUCCUUGCCCAGCUCAAUACUCACUUUACCGUACAGGCGCAUUGGAAACAGGGUUCAAGAUUACAAACACAAUGCGUGCAGUGUCGAUGGUCCUCAGCUUUAUUCUGAUGAUCUCCUAUCUUUUCUUGCCGGACAAGCGCUCGCACCCAAGAGGUAUGCUUAUUUUUGCUUCAGUCGCGACCUGUGCAUGGUGCUCUGCGUUGAUUCCAAUCUGCAUUUGCACACUGUCUGAAUUCAGCCUGGUUGCCCGCAAGUAUUGGCUCUUGCAUACAUUCUGUUGGGACUCGCCAUCACAGUCACAAGCUGUGCCUGGGUCUGGGCGAACAGGUGUUGAUUCUGAGACGGUUUCGCGAUCAACCUUGUCUGCUGGUGCAGCAGCGAUGAUCUCACAACGUCGCCAUAUCAAGCCAGAGACAUUGCUCCCUCAUAUUGCAGAGUUUAUGACCUGUUUGAUGAAGCCGGGAGCAACACAUGAUGGGUGCGUAGAGGGAAUGGCGCCACACCUGCCUCCGUACGGAUUGAUGAUCGCAGCCGAAUUCUUGGUCUCAGCCAUUGCAAUUCGCCGUCUAUUCUUGAAGUAA